CGUCACCAUAGCCAGCAACGAAACUACAACCUUUUCCCGCCAAUUAUCCAAGAACGAUACUACCUGCGGGGCCUUUGCAUUUCUACGUCGCUCGCAAAUCGAACCGCCAACCAUGAGACUCUCCGCGGCAAUCGUGGCGUCCGGUAUCGCCGCGUUGGUGACCGCAUCAACACCGUCCUCCGCCGCCGUCUACGAACUCAACUCUCAUACACUAAGUGGACCUGCACUUGAGGUGUCUCCAGAAGAGGCACGGCUAGGACUCGCGCUAGCUCUUGGCGUGUCGCGCUUCCACAAGCUGGGGAUUCAGGGAACAAACGACAAAAAGAUUGAGGUGCUGGAGCGGUUUGGGCGGCUGGAGAACCGAUUUGGCUUAUCGCCUGAGGAUGUGGGUCGCUUUAUGCUGUCGCUUGACGGUAUCGCGAUGGAGGAUGCGGAUGGGCUGCCACUGGGCACACCGUUGAUGAUCAUGAAGAACGCGCCGAGCACACGAGAGACCGCCCAGCUGAUGAAGAAGCUUGCUGAAGAGAAGGCCGAUAUCGCCGUACAACCUCUGCAAGAGAUUGCGUCGCUAGACUCAAGCUUCUGUGUCGCGACGCCAGGCAUCAGAGAUGCGGAGAGCCUCGUUUCCAACUACAAGUUUGCGAACUACAAGUCGUGGCAAGUCGGCGAGGAGAAUAAGGGUGUUACCAAAGAGAUGACGCACGUUUUCAACCCUGAUCGUGAUGCCGACCGACACUUCAUGAGCGAAUACCUUAUCUUCAAAGCUUUCGUCGAGAAAGUCGUUCCCCGGAUGCACGAGGAAAAGAACACUGCGUUCUGCCACUUUCAGGGCCUUAAGGAUCUGAUCAGGACCUAUGGUACUGGUUCCACUGAAGCCAACCUCGCUCUCUCGCUUUACCACAGCGCGCUUUCUCGCCUAUCUUCCCCCAGUAACGUCAAGACCACCCUCUUGCUCACCCCUGGUGCUGAUCAGUCGACGCCUGGAUUCGAGAUCGCGUCUCAUUUCCAUCAGAAGCGAACAGAGACGCCUCUCUCGAUGACCUCCAGCCAUGCACUUGCACAACCCGAGCCUUCGGCCGAAACCAUCUCCCAGCCACCAACCUCUCCUGCCCGUGGUAACCCCCUCACUCGCUUCCAGCGCUGCUACACCAGCAAGGACGCCUGCUCCAACACCACCAACUCAUGCUCAUCCCACGGUGAAUGCAAAGAGACUCUCAAGGGAUGCUGGUCGUGCGCUUGCGUGCCCACUAUCAGGAAGUCCACAGAUGGUGGCCACAAGCAGGUCAUUAACUGGGCAGGAUACGGAUGCCAGAAGCAGGAUGUCUCCGUGCCUUUCCACCUCUUUUUCAUCUUCACCGUUAUCAUCAUCUUGGUCGUUGCCUGGUCUAUUGGCUUGCUGUACUCAAUUGGAGAAGCCGAGCUGCCGAGCGUUUUGUCUGCUGGAGUGGCGCCCAUCAAGAGGGCGUAGCUUUGCAAUUGAGUUGUAAUAGGUAUCGUCAUUAGUCAUUGUUUCUGUAGUUAUAACGGAUGUUUUCUUUUGUUUGUGUUUGUAUUUGCUUUGCGGUUUCUGGUACGAUGGCGGUAUGAUGGGUGUGCAGUAUAUCUAGCUUGUUUUGAAU
Tricharina praecox is the source of this 1619-nucleotide messenger RNA. RefSeq lists its product as uncharacterized. The transcript has 3 exons. Gene Ontology annotation, cellular component: endoplasmic reticulum. NCBI's taxonomy places the organism in Eukaryota, Fungi, Ascomycota, Pezizomycetes, Pezizales, Pyronemataceae. The record is from RefSeq and is a predicted model, not a curated record. The coding region runs from base 113 to 1468 and encodes 451 amino acids.